AUGUCCACUGUGGAGGACACUGCUUCUCCUACAGUCAAACUAGAACUGUGUGUCUUCAUCAGGGGACACUUUUUGUGUGUCUUCAUCAGGAGACACAUUUUGUGUGUCUUCAUCAGAGGACACCUUUUGUGUGUCUUCAUCCGGGGACACCUUUUGUGUGUCUUCAUCAGGAGACACAUUUUGUGUGUCUUCAUCAGGAGACACAUUUUGUGUGUCUUCAUCAAGAGACACAUUUUGUGUGUCUUCAUCAGGAGACACAUUUUGUGUGUCUUCAUCAGGAGACAGCUUUUGUGUGUCUUCAAUAGGAGACACCUUUUGUGUGUCUUUAAUAGGAGACACUUUUUGUGUGUCUUCAUCAGGAGACACAUUUUGUGUGUCUUCAUCAAGAGACACAUUUUGUGUGUCUUCAUCAGGAGACACAUUUUGUGUGUCUUCAUCAGGAGACAGCUUUUGUGUGUCUUCAAUAGGAGACACCUUUUGUGUGUCUUUAAUACGAGACAAUUUUUGUGUGUCUUCAACAGGAGACACCUUUUGUGUGUCUUCAACAGGAGACACCUUUUGUGUGUCUUCAACAGGAGACACCUUUUGUGUGUCUUCAUCAGGAGACACCUUCUGUGUGUCUUCAUCCGGGGACACCUUUUUUGUCUUCAUCAGGAGACACCCUAUGUGUGUCUUCAUCCGGGGACACCUUUAUUUGUGUCUUCAUCGGGAGACACCUUUUUUUGUGUCUUCUUCAGGAGACACCUUUUUGUGUAUCCAGGGACACUUUUUUUUGUGUCUUCAUCAGGAGACACCUUUUUUUGUGUCUUCUUCAGGAGACACCUUUUUGUGUGUCUUCAUCAGGAGACACCUUUUUGUGUGUCUUCAUCAGGGGACGCCUUUUGUGUGUCUUCUUCAGGGGAUGCCUUUUGUGUGUCUUCAUCGGGAGACGCCUUUUGUGUGUCUUCAUCAGGGGACGCCCUUUGUGUGUCUUUAUUCGGAGACGACUUUCUUGUGUUCUCAUCAGGGGACACCCUUUGUGUGUCUUCAUCGGGGGACACGUUUUGUGUGUCUUCAUCUGGGGACGCCUUUUGUGUGUCUUUAUCCGGAGAUUACUUUUUUGUGUCUUCAUCAGGGGACACCUUUUGUGUGUCUUCAUCAGGAGACACCUUUUGUGUGUCUUCAUCAGGAGACACCUUUUUGCAUGAUGAGAACAUAGAAGCAGACUAUUUUAUACCACGUGUACAUAGACCUGGUCCUUAUGGAGCGGUCAUCUCCUUUAGUCCAACACGUGUCAUAUACUGUAUAUUGUGUGUGCGUGUGUGUGUGUGUGUGUGUGUGUGUGUGACAAGGUUUUUCUUGUCUGCCAUGUUUGGUUCUUUCUCUUCCUAGUGGUGUUUCUCACACAGCUAAUGUUCCUUCAAAAGGAUGACCAUUGGACUAAAAGACCUAAUCAAGUGAUUAUUAAUGGAGUGAUGUGUAACGGGUAUGGACUUGUGAUAACUUUGUGGAGUGGUGUGUAAAGGGUCUGGACUUUUGAUGACUUUGUAGACAGCGAUCACACAAUGGACUCCUUUACAGAUGAAGUAAAAACCACAUCAACUCCUCCUCUGUGACUCCUGGUACCUUCCUCAGCAGCCAAGUCACAGUGUAACAAUUUUAAUAAAUACACACUAUCAUUAUACACCAGGGGUGACCAUUACGUCCAUCGUCAGCUACUGGUCGAUGGCGGAGGGUGUGUCAGUCCAUCGCCAGCUACUGGUCGAUGGCGUAGGGUGUGUCAGUCCAUUGCCAGCUACCGGUCGAUGGCGUAGGGUGUGUCAGUCCAUCGCCAGCUACCGGUCGAUGGCGUAGGGUGUGUCAGUCCAUCGCCAGCUACCGGUCGAUGGCGUAGGGUGUGUCAGUCCAUCGCCAGCUACCGGUCGAUGGCGUAGGGUGUGUCAGUCCAUCGCCAGCUACCGGUCGAUGGCGUAGGGUGUGUCAGUCCAUCGCCAGCUACCGGUCGAUGGCGUAGGGUGUGUCAGUCCAUUGCCAGCUACCGGUCGAUGGCGUAGGGUGUGUCAGUCCAUUGCCAGCUACCGGUCGAUGGCGUAGGGUGUGUCAGUCCAUCGCCAGCUACCGGUCGAUGGCGUAGGGUGUGUCAGUCCAUUGCCAGCUACCGGUCGAUGGCGGAGGGUGUGUCAGUCCAUCGCCAGCUACCGGUCGAUGGCGUAGGGUGUGCCAGUCCAUUGCCAGCCAGGCAUUAAAAAAAUAAACCUAAAAAUGGUUGAUCAUCAAUCUUCACUAUGAUGUCACUUGAUUGACAUUCACAACACCCGAGGGUCUUGUGAGAUGACGCUGGCUGCUGCCAGAUCAUUAUUAAGAAAAAACGACCAACAGGAAGUCGAGAAACACUUUUUAUUUCAACAGACUCUCGCGCCGUACCUGUUGUCAAAACUCUAAAGACCGACUGCACAGUUCCUGUCUUCACAAUAAAAGCCCUGCUUCAUCCUGCCUGCGCUAACAAAAUAAGAGUCUCAGAAAGCUAGCGCACACAAGCUAGCAAGCUGGGGAGUUUGUAUUUCUUGUAAAGUGUAUAAAAAGGAGUAUGGAAGCUGGACAAACUUUCAUGUGGUAUUGGACAGAAAGGAGGACUUGUUUUCUCCUCCAUUUGAAAAUGUGGACGUUAUCAUCACUACUGUCUGAUUCCAAUCAAUGCAAGUCAUCACAAUCAUACCAACUUAUAUUCUUGUCUUUAUGAAAGAAACAUGCUUGUAUUAUUAUUAAACACGUUUAACUUGUUAACAUCUCUUUCAUAUAUAUAACUGAUCACCUCCACUUGGUAAGUUGAAAAGUAAGCCACUGAGCUGGAAGUAGUGGUCACAUGACAUGAAAGAUAUAAAACAUACUUUUUACCAACAGGAAGUAGUGGUCACAUGACAUGAAAGUUAUAAAACGUAACUUUCGUCAAACAACGAAAAUAAAGAACUCUUUUGAGAUAAAAUUCACACAAACACAAUACUUCAAUAACAAAAUACAAUAUUAAUAAAGUGCAAUUUCAAGCAGUGCACCCCACUUGAUCAACUAUGGCAGGAUUUGACCCAGAGUAUUGUCACCUUUCUCCACUUGGCAGCUGAUGUUUGCUCCACACACUCUGGUCAUUGUACAGUAUACACAUGUAUGUUUGAAAGUAUUGUUAUGGCUGAUAGACAUGGUCAUUGUACAGUAUACACAUGUAUGUUUGAAAGUAUUGUUAUGGCUGAUAGACAUGGUCAUUGUACAGUAUACACAUGUAUGUUUGAAAGUAUUGUUAUGGCUGAUAUAUGUGGACAUUGUACUAGUGGUGAGUGUAGGGAAAUGUCCAUCCAUCCAUCUAUUUUCUGCCGCUUAUUCCCUUUGGGGUACCGGGGGGUGCUGGAGCCUAUUUCAGCUACAAUCGGGCGGAAGGCGGGGUACACCCUGGACAAGUCGCCACCUCAUCGCAAGGCCAACACAGAUAGACAACAUUCACACUCACACAAUAGGGCCCAUUUAGUGUUGCCAAUCAACCUAUCCCCAGGUGCAUGUCUUUGGAGGUGGGAGGGGCCUAUCCCCAGGUGCAUGUCUUUGGAGGUGGGAGGGGCCUAUCCCCAGGUGCAUGUCUUUGGAGGUGGGAGGAAGCCGGAGUACCCGGAGGGAACCCACGCAGUCACGGGGAGAACAUGCAAACUCCACACAGAAAGAUCCCGAGCCCGGGAUUGAACUCGCGACUAUUCAGGACUUUGGUAUUGUGAGGCAGAUGCACUAACCCCUCUACCACCGUGCUGCCCUCAACUGAGUUACUGAAUAUUAAAAAUACUACAUCAAUUGAGUUACUGAAGGAUUAUUGUUGUGUGUCACAAUAACACAAGUAGCCAGUGAGGAUUAUUGUUGAUGUGUGUCACAAUAACACAAGUAGCCAGUGAGGAUUAUUGUUGAUGUGUGUCACAAUAACACAAGUAGCCAGUGAGGAUUAUUGUUGAUGUGUGUCACAAUAACACAAGUAGCCAGUGAGGAUUAUUGUUGAUGUGUGUCACAAUAACACAAGUAGCCAGUGAGGAUUAUUGUUGAUGUGUGUCACAAUAACACAAGUAGCCAGUGAGGAUUAUUGUUGAUGUGUGUCACAAUAACACAAGUAGCCAGUGAGGAUUAUUGUUGAUGUGUGUCACAAUAACACAAGUAGCCAGUGAGGAUUAUUGUUGAUGUGUGUCACAAUAACACAAGUAGCCAGUGAGGAUUAUUGUUGAUGUGUGUCACAAUAACACAAGUAGCCAGUGAGGAUUAUUGCCCUUAUGUGGGCUCUGUACCGAGGAUGUCGUUGUGGCUUGUGCAGCCCUUUGAGACACUUGUGAUUUAGGGCUAUAUAAAUAAACAUUGAUUGAUUGAUGUGUGUCCCAGUAAACUGCACAUGCACACAGUUAGGUGGAAAUAGUUUAAAAAGUGUAUUAUAUCUCUUGUUGGAAUAAGAAAAUGUCACCGAUUUGGUGGAACGGUCCUUAAACGUGGAAUUAGGCAAUCCUUUAUGAGUCUCGUGAAUAGUUACAGUAUGAUAAAUGAGAAAUAGGCGC
Messenger RNA from Nerophis lumbriciformis (worm pipefish), 4544 nucleotides. The record is from RefSeq and is a predicted model, not a curated record. Lineage: Eukaryota; Metazoa; Chordata; Actinopteri; Syngnathiformes; Syngnathidae.